CAAUGGCGGACGGAGGUUGUUGAAGUGUACUCAUCAUGUGGAGUUGGUCCACCGUGUUCUCCGUUCUUCCUCGGAAUUCGUCUCAACAGAACAAAACUGCACCAAUCCAAGCGAACAGAAUGAACUUCCUUGUGAAUCUGAAUUUCCGGUCAUUCUCAUUGCAGCUGAAUGUGAAUGUAGUCAUGUGAAAAAAUACGCUCUGAAUGUGAAUCGGAUGAACUAGAAGAUACCAGUUUGAUGCUGUCCUUGAUCUUGACUGACGCUGAGGCUAGCUCAAUUUCAGUUUGCAUGUAGAAGUCAAAGCAGAAUGAAAAUCUUCAGUAACUGUACGUGUACGGCUGCAGCUGGUUGUUCUACUACUCCAUCGUGACCACGGGAGAAUAAUGAAUAUGAAAAGGCUUGUACGGAUUGCGCAUAAUUAUCGACUCAAACUCUCAUCAACAAGAGAACGCACCAAUCAUCAUUCUCAUUAUGCAGGUAUAAAUAAUCUUUUCACACACUCACACUUUUGGUGUUUUGCUGUUGUUCAUCUUUUCAUCGAGAGUUCAUCACUUCUUUGACUCCUCCACAAUCAAACGAAAAAUAGCCUUCACUCCUUGUUUGCAACUGUUGUACAACUCUUCUAUUUUCUGCUUUUACCAAGUAGAACUACCUUCACAACAACCACCACCACAAAGUACGACUCUCGCACGUCACCACCACCACUACCACAACUCAAUUGAGCUUAUUCCUUUGUGAAAAGCACACCACCACCCCCAACACUAUCAAAAUGUCUGACUCCGCUCAACGUGUUGCUGUUGCCUCCGGCAUGCGCACUGCCAAUCGCCGCCCGGGAAAGGAGCAGGAGAAGGCCAAGGAAAGCAACUCGUCCAUGUCUAACAUGCUGCGCUUCUCUUCGGACGAUGGCGCAGGCACCAAGGUCUCUCCGGUCACCGUGUUGGUUAUGUCCCUCUCCUACAUGGUUAUCGUGGUGUUUUUGCACAUCGUGAACAAAUUCAAGCUGGCCAUGGGGGGAAAUGGAGAAUUGUAAACUGCUAAGAUGAGGAGGAUAUCGAGGAUUAGGAGGAGGAGGAUGUAGAAGAAGGACCCUCUUGUGGGAGUGGGAGAUGAUGGAGAACGGGGCACACAUCUUUGUGGGAAACUACGGCGAUGAUCAUCUUCACUACAACCGUCAACGCGAUGAGGAGCUACUCCUGAAUCUACAAGAGGAUGAGCAAGAGGAGACAACAAAAAACGUGAAAAAAACAAAAAAAGUAGCAUGGAGGACGAAAAAAAGUACAACAAGACGUGCCUUUGCAAUCACAUGAGAACAUCUUCGGAUGAAGACUUUCCACGAAAGAACUAGAAAAUGUCACAUCAUCACAUGAUGAGGUUCGAUUGUCAUGCCCCCACAAAUCGCAUCACACAGUGGCGUUUGCUACCGAGCUGCUCGCAGACUCGUCCUCGUCGGAGGUAGUUUUGUAACGCCGCUUAGACCUAAGCUGAAUUUGAACUUCGUUUUAUGCGCAAAAAACUGCAGACCUAUGCAAAUCAAAGACUUCUCUCUAUCUACCAUCGUUCCUACCACUGAAAAUGAUCUUGAUUGUCAAUAUUUUUUAACUUGCCUCACCUUCACCACAACGACCAGGUAAAUGUUGCAUGCUUCUGUGUUCUCCGAAGUGGACGCACAAGAACACAUGCGCAAAGGGCUAGAGGAGUUCGGCUGCACAGCGCCAGUGAUCGAUACUCAUAGAUGUAAGAGAAGCCUAGCAUCACAUAUGAUAGCAUGAUAAUCAUGAUUAUUGUAACCCCUCUAAGCAUGACAACAACUUAGAAGAAGUUAUAGUUUGGCUUUACCAAAACCUGUCAUUAUCUCAUCCCGAGAUGCAGUUAUUAUACUGAGGAUUUGUUUGAACUUGAUGUACUUGUACUAAACCGAUAUCAACAAUUGAAGACUGGCUGGUAUGACUCCGUGUUUGCUUUCGAAGAUUUUUCAUUUUCUCUUUUUCUACAACAAGAACAAGCGUGGAUGUUGGUACUUCUCUUGGUUAACCUCCAGCACGAUGUCAUUGAUGAAUAAGAGGGCUCUAAAACGUUGUCUGAUGCUAUGAACCACUGUGACUACAGGAGCUUGAAGAGGAGUUGCCAUCUAGAUGAUCGUGAUUCAUGAUGAUGCUUUUUUUUGGGUUCUGUUCGCGUUGUUCCUUAGCAUGAAGAUUUCUGCUUCAACAGAGUGAGUGUGACAGUGUAGCCUUGUACCACGGGUACGGAGACACGUCCACCUUGCCACAAGGACCACGUAUGUCUCUCCACAUUAAGUGCUGCUUACUCUGCCUCC
This is a messenger RNA of Amoebophrya sp. A25, 2317 nucleotides long. NCBI's taxonomy places the organism in Eukaryota, Dinophyceae, Syndiniales, Amoebophryaceae. The record is from the annotation of a GenBank genome assembly.